AUGGAUGGUGUGGGGCGUCAAGAGGAGGCAGUUGAGGUUAGGCAUAUCGUCCUCGCGGGUGGUUGCUUCUGGGGCCUCCAGGCGCUUAUGGAUAGCUUCAAGGGUAUCUGUACCACUGUCGUUGGUUAUGCAAACGCAAGCACAGAUGCACGUGGAGUGAUGCCAUCUGGUAGCGUAGAAGCCCAGACUGUUCCAUUUCUCAAGCAUGCAAACGUCCCUGCUUGCGGGCUUUCAUAUCAGUCCGUCUGUUCUGGCGCAACAGACGCUGCGGAGGCUGUGGCCAUUGAGUAUGAUAGACGGGUGAUCACACUAGAAAACAUACUCGACAUAUUCUUCGCUGUGAUCGAUCCGACGAGCAAAAAUUCUCAAGGAAAUGACGUCGGGACACAGUACAGGUCCGGGAUUUACUACCUUCCAUGUGAAAAGGAUGACGUUCAGAUAAUAGAAAAGAAAGUGCAGGAGCUUCGGCCAUCCUAUGAGAAACCGAUUGUGACAGAGGUAGCUGAGCUGAAAAACUAUAGCGUGGCCGAAGAGAUGCAUCAAAAGUACCUGGCAAGUAGGCCAAAUGGGUACUGCCACAUAAAUGUCUCUGCUGCCAGAGAGAGGUUUGCACACCUUCUAUGA
Molecule: messenger RNA, 624 nt
Organism: Giardia duodenalis
Lineage: Eukaryota; Fornicata; Diplomonadida; Hexamitidae
Product: Peptide methionine sulfoxide reductase msrA
Exons: 1
Coding region: 1-624 (207 amino acids)
Biological process (GO): cellular response to oxidative stress
Cellular component (GO): cytoplasm
Molecular function (GO): peptide-methionine (S)-S-oxide reductase activity
Source: RefSeq, a predicted model, not a curated record